Molecule: messenger RNA, 873 nt
Organism: Aspergillus calidoustus
Lineage: Eukaryota; Fungi; Ascomycota; Eurotiomycetes; Eurotiales; Aspergillaceae
Source: the annotation of a GenBank genome assembly
AUGCUCCUCGACCCCGUCAAGCGCCGCCAGUUCGAUUCCGUCGACGAGGCUGCCGAGGUCGAGCCCCCCACCAAGAAGGAAGUCCAGAAGGGCAACUUCUACAAGCUCUGGGCUCCUGUUUUCCGCGCCGAAGGCCGUUUCUCCAAGAUCCAGCCUGUUCCCGAACUAGGUGACGACAACAGCACCUUUGAGGAGGUUGACGCUUUCUACAACUUCUGGUACAACUUUGACAGCUGGCGUACGUUCGAGUACCUUGACGAGGAUGUUCCCGAUGACAACGAGAACCGUGACCAGAAACGUCACGUUGAGAAGAAGAACGCCAACGCCCGCCGCAAGCGCAAGACCGAGGACACUGCCCGGCUCCGACACCUUGUCGACGACUGCGCCGCCAUGGAUGAGCGUAUCAAGAAGUUCCGCAAGGCCGCUCGUGCCGACAAGGACAAGAAGCGUCUUGAAAAGGAGGCCGAGGCCAAGCGACUGGUUGAGGAGAAGGAGAAGGCCCGUCUUGAGGAGGAACAGCGCAAGAAGGAUGCUGAGGAGGCUGCCAAGGCUGACCGUGAGAAGGCAAAGAAGGCCAAGGAGGCCGCUAAGAACGCCACUAAGAAGAACAAGCGUGUGCUCAAGGGCUCCGUCAAGGACGUCAACUACUUUGCCGAGAGUGGCGAGCCGUCUGCCGCCCAGGUCGACGCUGUGCUCACCGAUGUCGACAACGUCAUCAGCAAGAUCGACGCCGAGGAGCUCGCUUCUCUGGCCGAGCGUCUUACUAUUGCUGGCAAGGACGGUGCUGCUGUCAAGAACGUGUACACAGAGGAGUUCAAGAGGCUGGUUGGAGCCGGCAAAGCCAAGGAUGGCGAGGCCAAGUUCUUCGCUUAG